AUGGCUGCUCAAGUCCCACGCAACUUUAAGCUCCUCGCCGAGCUCGAGAAGGGCGAGAAGGGCAUGGGUGCCUGCUCAUAUGGCCUGGAAGACCCUGAGGACAUCCUCAUGACCAACUGGCGAGGAACCAUCUGGGGACCUCCUCAUGGCCAACACGAGAACCGAAUCUACGAGCUCAAGAUGGAGUGCGGUCCAAACUACCCCAAGGAGCCCCCGGUCUUCCACUUCGUCAGCCAGAUCAACCUUCCGGGCGUAAACCAGCACGAUGGCCGCGUCGACCAGAACGCCGUCGCCAUCCUCCGUGACUGGGAGCGCAUCGCGACCGAGCUGUCCAAGAACCCCCGGCCCAAGGAGGACCCACUGAGCCUUGAGGCUGCUCUGAUUGCGAUAAGGAAGUACAUGGACGAGCACAAGAAGCUGCCCCAGCCUCCUGAGGGCUCCAAGUAUGCCAUUUACAAGGCUCUUCUCCGCCAAGUGCCACACAUAUCGCUCCCGGCUGACGUGACAUCCCGCCCAGGAUGGAUCAACCCCAUCCGAUUCCUCAUCCGCGCGGGCUUCCGCCGUAACAAGAACGACACCUCCCCGCGCCUCGUCACGUCCGCCCUGCAGAACGGCUACCGCUUCCUCACCCUGCUCACGCGCGCGCACGACGCUUCCGUACCACAGCACAGCGAGAUCGUGGCCUUCCUGCGUGACCGGCAGAGCAGGUUCCCGCCUCCGCCGCCACCAGGCGCCCCAGCAAAGGAGAAGGAGGAGGCAGCAGCCAAGAAGAGCGCGGCGAGGGCGCGCGCCGCGGCGGUGCCCCUCCUGACGCGGGUCAGCGCGCCGGGCGAGAAGCCGGUGUACAAGGCGACGGUGCGGCCGCUGCCGCUGAGCGAGCUGUCGGGCGGGGUGCGCAAGGUGCCCGUGCUGGACCAGGCGACGGCGGGCCACACGUUCCUGCGGAUAGGCAAGCCCCAGUCGCACUUCCUGGGCAGCUUCUUGCACCGGAAAGGGGACGCGCGGCAGCGGCGGAUCACGCUCGUGCAGGAGCUGCAGGACGAGCACACGACGCAGGCGCGCGACGAGGACAGGUGGGAGGCGGAGCUCGUGCGGCUCGCGCGCGCCGAGGGCCGCCAGUUGCCAGUGGGUUACGGCGCCGAUGGCGGGCGGGGGGAGUCGUACGAGCAGGCUGUGCGUGUGGGCAUCAGAUACGCCGGCGAGGGGCUCACCCGGGAGGCGGAGGAUAUGUUUGCUCGGGCGAAGGCGAUGCUGGAUAUUGUUGAGGCGGAGAAGAAGCUCGCUGAGGCUGAGGCUAAGGACAGGAAGAGGCUGAAGAAGAGGGAGCACGCUACUAGGAAGCGGGAGAGAAAGGAAGAGGCCGAGCGAGCGGAGCGCAGGCGUCUGUGGAAGGAGGCGCGAGAACAGGAGGAACAAGAGCAUCAGACGUGA
Molecule: messenger RNA, 1431 nt
Organism: Diaporthe citri
Lineage: Eukaryota; Fungi; Ascomycota; Sordariomycetes; Diaporthales; Diaporthaceae
Exons: 5
Coding region: 1-1431 (476 amino acids)
Source: RefSeq, a predicted model, not a curated record